CCGGAGAAGUCCUGCUCGCCGCCAUGGCAUUAACAAUUCAAGCUGCCAAAUGAGCGGCGAAAAUCAUUUGGCCGAUUUCAAUUUCCGGCGCUUCGAAUCCAAUCCCGCUGCUGUGAGGAAAUCGCUUCGGGAGGAUGAAUCGGAGACUUCGACUCUGAUGGAGGUGGAUGGGGAGCUGAUGGAAGCCCCUGCUAAAGAGCAGAAAGUCGAACCAGAUGAAGAAACAGCUUUGGAACCUUACGUUGGAAUGGAAUUUGAUUCAGAAGAUGCUGCCCGAGAGUUCUACCUAGAGUAUGCGAAGCGCACAGGAUUCGUUGUCCGUGUCAUGCAACGCCGCCGAUCUGGCCUCGACGGUAGAACUCUAGCCCGUCGGUUUGGAUGCAACAAGCAAGGUUUCUCGCUGAAUCAAAGGGGAGCUAAUGGAUCCGAGAAGAAGCCUCGGCCCAGCGCACGGGAAGGCUGUAAUGCUACGAUUCUGGUGAAGAUGGAGAGGUCUGGGAAGUGGGUCGUCACAAGAUUCGUCAAAGAUCAUAACCAUCCUUUGGCUGCCGCAACAAAUGGAUUCGGCAUGACGGGGGACAAGGAUAAGAGAAUCGAAGAGCUAAGAUCAGAGAUCGAGCACCAGGACCGAUUAUGUGAGGGUUAUAGAGAACAGUUGCUUAGUUUCCUGAACAAUGUAGAGCAACAAAAUGAGGAACUAUCUUUGAAAGUUCUAGUUGUUGUCGAGAAUAUAAGGAAACUUGAAUCGGAAAUGCUGAUGCAUUCCCGCCACAGGUAGCUCCGUACCAUUCAAUUGAUAUGCCAUUUUUGCAUAAAAUGUGCGAAUCUCAAUUAUCUGUCCAA
This is a messenger RNA of Punica granatum (pomegranate), 843 nucleotides long. The record is from RefSeq and is a predicted model, not a curated record. NCBI's taxonomy places the organism in Eukaryota, Viridiplantae, Streptophyta, Magnoliopsida, Myrtales, Lythraceae.